Pistacia vera is the source of this 2034-nucleotide messenger RNA. Its product is annotated as DEAD-box ATP-dependent RNA helicase 22. Bases 106 to 1863 code for a protein of 585 amino acids. The record is from RefSeq and is a predicted model, not a curated record. Gene Ontology annotation, cellular component: chloroplast. Gene Ontology annotation, molecular function: RNA helicase activity; ATP binding; RNA binding. Lineage: Eukaryota; Viridiplantae; Streptophyta; Magnoliopsida; Sapindales; Anacardiaceae. The transcript has 8 exons.
AGAAAUGGCAUUACACCUGCUGCGUCAAAAUUAACAGCAAGGGUUUAUGCUUAAACCCUAAACCCCAUCUUCUUCUCCAGCAAGACACUUAAUCUAAACAAAGAAAUGAUUCUCUACCGUACCUCUUCAAUGCUCCAUUUUUAUCGAUUGUCAUCGCCUACUAAACACUUCUCCAAAUUCAAAACCUCCAGUUCAUUUUUCUCCAGUUCCGUAUUAUCCUCUUCUUAUCCACCUGGCGUCCACUUCAUUUGUCUCAACCAAUCAAGCGGCAGACCUUUUAAGGGAUUCUCUACUGCUGCCACCGCAGUAGCGGACAAAAAGGGAUCAAGCAGCACGUUUUUCGCCGACGACGCUGUUUCCUGGAAUUCUCUAGGUUUAUCAGACCGCCUCUCUGGUGCUCUUGAAAAUUCUGGCUUCGGUAGACCCUCUAUUGUUCAGGCUUCUUCCAUAGCUCCUAUACUAUCAGGAAAAGAUGUGGUGAUUGCAGCGGAGACUGGUAGUGGUAAAACACAUUGCUACUUGGUUCCUUUAAUUGAUAAACUAUGCGCUGCACUGGAUGGUUCAGAGAAUACUAAUGCUGAUGAAGGAUUGGCUCCUUCCCAUAGACUUUCUCUUGUUCUUUGCCCAAAUGUGUUGCUAUGCGAACAAGUUGUUCGUAUGGCUAAUGGUCUUUCUGGAGAUGAUGGUGAACCACUUCUAAGAGUUGCAGCUGUCUGUGGGCGACAGGGAUGGCCAGUUGAUAAACCAGAUAUUAUUGUGUCAACGCCUGCUGCUCUCUUGAAUAAUAUAGAACCAAAAAAAGGUCGUCGCGUGGAUUUUAUUCGUGGUGUGAAAUAUGUGGUAUUCGAUGAAGCUGAUAUGCUUUUGAAUGGAAGCUUUCAGAAUCAAGUUAUCCGUCUCAUAAACAUGCUCCGAUUUGAUGAAAAGCAAUUGUCUCAAAUGAAUAAAUCUGGAGCAGAAAAGCUAAUGAAAAAAACUAAUGAUUCUUUGCCAAACUCUGACUCAGAAGAUGAACAAUAUCUGCAAAAUGAUGAUACUGCAGAGAGGGAGGAAAAUUCUGAGAGUGAUGUUGAUGUUGAUGUUGGAGACUUAACGGAGGAAACUAAAUCUGGGUCUAUUCAGAAAAAAGAUUGGAGGAGAGUAAGAAAAAGUUAUGAGCGCAGUAAGCAGUACAUAUUUGUUGCAGCAACCCUUCCAUUUAACGGAAAGAAAACUGCUGGGGCAGUGUUAAAACAUAUGUUCCCAGGUGCCACUUGGGUCAGUGGCAACUACCUCCAUUGUCACAACCCCAGAUUGAAGGAAAAGUGGAUUGAAGUCACUGUGGAUACACAGGUGGAUGCACUCAUAAAUGCUGUGAAAGAACGCUUUGUUUGUGGCACUGACAUAAGUCGAACUAUGGUAUUUGCAAAUACUGUUGAGGCUGUUGAAGCUGUGGCUAAGAUACUAGAAACUGCUGGGAUUGAAUGUUAUCGUUACCAUAAGGACCACUCUUUAGAGGAACGUGCUAAUAACUUAGUUAAUUUUCGGGAGAAAGGUGGAGUAUUUGUUUGCACUGAUGCUGCUGCACGUGGUAUCGACAUUCCAAAUGUUUCACAUGUUAUUCAGGCAGACUUUGCUACUUCUGCAGUAGACUUUUUGCAUAGGGUUGGUCGCACAGCUCGGGCUGGUCAAUAUGGACUUGUCACUAGCCUUUACACUGAAUCGAACCAGGAUCUUGUUGAUGCAAUUCGUCAAGCAGGAAAACUGGGUCAGCCUGUGGAAACAGCAUUCAGCCGAAAAAGAAGCUUUCGAAACAAGCUUAAGAAGAGAGCAGGUUCCAGCAAAGUUAGAGGCACAUCAACUGUUGAAAUGGUGACAGUUUAAGGAACUUGGUACUUAAAGGAGUAUACAUCCCUUGGGUUUUCAAGUUUUUCUUUCAUGUAGUAAUGUAUAUGUCAAUGAUAUUGUACUUGUUCCGUUAAGUUGAUACAUAAUGCUUACAUGCUAGAAAGUGAAAGGCACCAGAGCUCGCUAUCCUUUUCCCUCUUUUAUUUU